This is a messenger RNA of Camellia sinensis, 1634 nucleotides long. Lineage: Eukaryota; Viridiplantae; Streptophyta; Magnoliopsida; Ericales; Theaceae. The record is from RefSeq and is a predicted model, not a curated record.
ACAUCUCUUCUCUAAUAAAGCAUCUCACUUCCAUUGCCAUUGAUCCCAUCACAUUACUCAUGGGUUUCUCUUUCUCUCAAACCCUUCCUCCAUGGCUUCUCACAAUCACCCUCCUAACCCUCCCUCUUCUCUACACCCUCUUUACCCUUCUUGCCAAACAGAACAAAAACACAGCCAAACUCCCUCCAAGCCCUAGAAAGCUUCCCAUCAUAGGCAACCUCCACCAAGUUGGUGAAAUCCCUCACUACACAUUCUGGAAACUAUCACAAAAACUUGGACCCAUCAUGCUUCUCCAACUAGGUCAAGUCCCAACCCUAGUGGUCUCAACCCCAGAACUAGCUAAAGAGGUCCUAAAAACCCGUGACCUAGAUUGUUGCACUAGGCCUCUCUCUCGUGGCCAAAGAAAACUCUCCUACAACUUUCUUGACCUAGCUUUUUCUCCAUAUGGAGAGUACUGGAGAGAGAUGAGAAAGCUGUGUGUCAUAGAACUCUUCACUGCCAAAAGGGUUCAAUCAUUUUGGCAUGUUAGGGAAUCAGAGGUUGAGCAUUUGAUUUCCACCAUAGCCAAAUCGGCUCCGAACCCGGUUGAUCUGAGUGACUUGAUAUUCUCUGUCACGAACAAUGUGAUUGGGAAGAUAGCUUUUGGGACGAGUCAUAGAGGGAACCAAUUCGAGUAUGGUAAAUUGAAAGAUAUAAUUGACGAUGCCAUGACUUUGCUGAGUGGUUUUUCGCCGUCGGACUUUUUUCCUGGAGUUGGGUCGGUGCUGGAUUUGGCAACGGGGCUUCAAUGGAAGCUUGAAAGGUGUUUUAAGAAUCUUGAUACGUUUUUUCAGAAGGUUCUGGAAGAACAUCUUGAUCCUACUAGGCCCAAGCCGAAGCAUGAAGACAUCAUUGAUGUUAUGCUUGGUUUGGCUAAGGAUCGGACCACUGUUCUCCAUCUAGCUAAAGAUCAUAUGAAGGCUGUCCUCUUGAAUCUCGUAAUCAAAGAGACUCUCAGGCUCCACCCUCCUGCCUCCCUCCUAAUCCCCCACGAAACAAUCCGGCAAACCAAGAUCGGCGGUUACGACAUCUUCCCCAAAACCCGAAUCCUAGUGAAUGCAUGGGCAAUUGGAAGAGACCCCAAAAUCUGGGACAACCCAGAAGAGUUCAUUCCAGAGAGGUUUGAAAACAGUGGGAUUGACUACAAAGGCCAGAAUUUCGAGUACCUGCCUUUCGGGUCCGGUCGGAGAAGCUGUCCUGGAAUGACAAUGGCGAUCACUUCUGUGGAGUUCAAUGUGGCGAACUUGCUGUACUGUUUUGAUUGGAAGCUGCCUAAUGGAAUGGAAGUUGAGGAUCUGAACAUGGAUGAAGAGUUUGGUCUGAAUAUCAGGAAGAAGGUGCCUCUGAAACUUGUGCCUGUCAAGUACAAUUGGGAGGACUAUAAAGGCUAAAUGGAAGGGGACUUUUGGUUGUACUUGUGGUUGUGGUUGUAAUAAAAAUAAGUUUGCGUUGCGUAGUUUGGUUUGGCUUGGCUUUGCAUGUUUUGUGUUUUUGUGUCUGUAAUGCUUUUGGAUUAUAAAUAAUGGACACCCUCUGUUUGGAGUGUGCUUAUGCAACAUUUACUUGGUUUGGAAAUAUAUUAUUUUAACAAUUUU